Messenger RNA from Clonostachys rhizophaga, 447 nucleotides. The record is from the annotation of a GenBank genome assembly. Lineage: Eukaryota; Fungi; Ascomycota; Sordariomycetes; Hypocreales; Bionectriaceae.
AUGCGGAUAGAAAACUUUGCCGGAGGAGAGUGCAAGGGGUUCUUUUCUGAGGCCGAGGCGGAAGAGUACAUUUACAAUCUACGCCGCACCGCCAUCGCCGAAGACGCCGGACAGAUCGGGAUCAAAGCCAAGGAGGAAAAGCCCGUUGAAGCCAGCGCAAGGGUAUUUUACGCUGUUUAUAAGGGCCGUCAAACUGGUGUUUUCACAUCUUGGGCCGAAGCGAGUGAACAAAUCAACGGGUUUUCAGGGAAUUGUCAUAAAAAAUUCAAGACAGAGGAGGACGCACGGCGAUUCAUCGAUGGCGCGUGUGCAUCGAAGGGUGGGGGGAGGAUUCCAGACGUGUUCAGGAAUAUACCAGCAAAGAACGUCCCACGAAGGGAUGAAGGUGGUGGCGACCAGAGAGAUUUGUCCACGAUAUUCAUUCAACUCAAUCUUCAGUCCGUGUAG